GCGGCGGGAGGGAGGAGGCGGAGGCGGGGGUUGCCGGCCAUGCGGGGCCGCCAGCCGGGGAGCGGGUGAAGAGCGAGAGACAGAGGAGGGAGGCGAACGAGCAGGGCGGGCGGCGGCGCUCCAUGGCCGGCGGCUUGGGGUGAAGUGGAGCGGCGCGGCCGGGCAUGGCGGGCGUCAGCUACUCGCCGCCCUGGUGGGUGAGCCUCCUGCACCGUCUGCCGCACCUCAGCCUGCGCUGGGAGCUCACCGCCGCCGACUUCCGACCGCACGACGCCGAGUACCAGCAGGCCCUGCUGCUGCUGGGUGGCAUUGCUCUCUCCUGCCUGGCUCUGGACCUGCUCUUUCUCUUGUUCUACUCCUUCUGGCUGUGCUGCCGCCAUCGGAAGAGCGAAGAACACCUCAAUGCGGACUGCUGCUGCACGGCGUGGUGCGUCAUCAUCGCCACCCUGGUCUGCAGUGCUGGAAUUGCUGUUGGCUUCUACGGGAAUGGCGAGACCAGUGACGGCAUCCACCGGCUGACCUACUCGCUGCGCCAUGCCAACCGCACCGUGGCUGGGGUCCAAGACCGGGUACUAGAUACUUCAGUGGCUCUGAACCAGACAGUGGAACCCAACUUGCUUGUCCUGGAGGAGAUGUUCACGAAGCAGACAGACUACCUGCGUGUUAUCCAGAAAUUACAAGGUCUUCUGGAUGAGCUGGUCAGGCAAGCAACUGAGAUCCCCUUUUGGAAGAAUGAAGAGCUGUCUCUGGAAGAACUGGCAAUCCAGAUUGACCUCUAUGACUGGUACAGGUGGCUGGGAUACCUAGGCCUGCUCCUGUUCAAUGUCCUGAUAUGUUUGCUGGUGCUCUUUGGGCUCAUUAGAAACUCCAGAGGCAUUCUUGUGGGGGUGUGCUUGCUUGGGGUGUUUGCCCUGAUUGUCAGCUGGGGAUCCCUGGGUCUGGAGUUGGCUGUCGCUGUGGGCUCCAGUGACUUCUGUGUUAACCCUGAUGCAUAUGUCUCCAAAGUGGUUGAAGAGAAUGCAGUGCUUAGUGCUGAUACUCUUCGCUAUUACAUCACCUGUAGUGCUGGAUACCCCAACCCUUUCCAGCAGAAGCUGUCAGGAAGUCACAAAGCUCUGGUUGAAAUGCAAGAUGAUGUUGUGGAACUCAUGAGGUCAGCAAGCAGAGAGCACCCCACCUCCAAGGAGUAUCUUACUCGGAUCCAGGAGGUUUUAAAUUCAACAGAAAUCAACUUGCAGCAGCUGACAGCUUUAGUAGACUGUCGGAGUCUUCAUUUGGAUUAUGUCCAGGCUUUGACAGGCUUUUGCUAUGAUGGAGUGGAAGGCCUCAUCUACCUGGUUCUCUUCUCCUUUGUCACAGCCCUCAUGUUCAGUUCCAUUGUGUGCAGCGUCCCACACACUUGGCAGCAAAAGAGAAGCUCAGAUGAUGAUGGGGAAGACGAAUCAGCUGCUCAAGGGAGUAGACAAACACACGAUAAUCUUUACAGAGUGCACAUGCCCAGCCUCUAUAGCUGUGGGAGUAGUUAUGGCAGUGAGACCAGCAUCCCAGCAGCAGCACACACAGUCAGCAAUGCUCCCGUCACAGAGUACAUGAGCCAGAAUGCAAAUUUCCAGAACCCCCGUUGCGAGAAUACCCCGCUCAUUGGCCGGGAGUCCCCACCUCCCUCAUUGUAUUUGGCUGCCAUGGACAGUAGCAGCCAUAUGAGCUGGCAGCUUAAGCCCUCGGACAGUGCACGGACAUACUGGUAACAGCGCCCGCAAAUGGAACAGUACACCUCCAGCAUGAGAGCCAAAUACCUCGCCACCAACCAACCUCGUCCAGAUGCUGGCAGUGUGCAUUAAAGUGAAACAAGCAAAAGCAAAAAAGCAAACAAACAAACAAAACCCCACAUGUGCAGUCAGACUAAACAAUGUGCCAACUGCUGUGCCCCUGUGCUGUCCUCGUAGAACAAUCCUGCUGUUCUGCCCAAAAUCCUUCUGGUUCUCCAGUCCAGACCACCCCUCCAACAUGGUACCUGCCCCCUGGAGUGGAAGCCCCUUUUGAAUUUAAGCCUCCACCUUGAUGUGCAAGAGAGAGCAAGCACAUGCAGGCAAGAAAUUGGGUCCAGCUGCCUGGGGGCCAGCUUAUUAGAGUAGCCUGUCAGAAAAAAAGUGGUGAAUAUCUUCUGCCCCCCUUUUUCCCCCUUCCGUUCCCCAGAGGAACUGGGUGAAAGAUGGUGGUAGAUCUUCUUCACUUCUGCAGUGGGAUCAGCAGCCUGUCAAACCCUGAAGAAGCACAGGCUGGUGCCCACGACUAGUGUACAGCAAGGGGAUGCUGAGGCAAUGCACAUCAUGGCAUUUUGGUGGGAGCCCUCUGGUUUGGUGCUCUGUGUGAGGGAGGAGGGAAACUCCUUCCUCAUGGUGUCACUGCAUAUCCACUGUCAUUUGGGAGCCAGGGGCUCUUCUAGAGCAAACCAUUCCACUACCCUGGUUAACUUCUGGUUUAGUUUUUUUGGUUGUUUGUGGGUUUUUUAAAAUCCAUUAAGAAAAUGCCUUUUUCUUUCCCACUAUAUCUCACAUGUGAAAUCUUGAGGAGGAGCAGAAGGAGCCCAGCACCAGUCAACUACCCUGACCCCUCUGCUCCAUCAGGGAAGCCCAGGUACUUGCAGAUGGCAUUCUGGGUGCUGCCUUUAUGAGGCUGACACACAGAUCAAACAGGAGCCAGCCACUCACUUGGUGCCAAAUUUGUCCAGGAAAAGACCUGCAAGGUUUGAUGGGAUCAUUUUUGCACUAAAGAGUUCCAGCUCUCUGAUGCUCGGUCCUGUGGGACAGAGAAGCUGGAAGCACCAAUGGAUUUCUAGCGAAUGUGAGGUCUCCCUGCAGGAGUGACCUCUGAACUCUGCUGGACUUUUUUCUUUAAAAAUAAGUAAGAAAAAUCAUGGUUUACAGCACAGGGUUGCUGAACUGGCAUUGAUGGAGGCUUCUGGAGCCUCAGUUCUAACAAACUCACAAGUCUGUCAGUUUAUCUACUGCAUUCCAGAGUCAGAAACCCAAAUGACACCUGAAGAACAUGGUGACUGGCAGAACAAGUGUUUGUUUCAUUCUGUUUUACUUUGUUUUGUUUCCCAAGGCACAUUGCUAACCACUAUCUGACCAUAUUAGGGCACAUGUAAGGCAUUUUUCUAGACACGAGGCUGAACAAGGCUUGCAAAGAGGCAGCUGGAUGCCUGCAGAGGGCAACAUCCUCCAUUGGUGCUGUACUUUCCACUGAAGAGCAGUGCUCCUGUGGGCACUGACAGCUUCCUCCUGGAAGAAGAGACUUGCCUCUUGAGAGGUACUGUCUAGUACUGCCCUUUCAGUAGGGUAACAAUGAUGUUCCUUUUUGUCUUUUUACCUCUGAGCAAGGGCAUCUCAGUGUGGCUGCUGAGUAUUAUCUUAAAUAGCCGGCAGAGGAAGUCAGGUGGGCAACGUCUCUCAAACUGGAGUUGAGCCACUGGCAGAGGCAGUUUGUCUUCACCUCAGUGAUGUUCAGACUUGGUGUCUGUUUACCCCACGUUUGCUGGUAUGGGGCACAGAAUCUACCAACCUGCCUUUACUCUAGCCAGUUGCCUUUUUGCAGUGAGGUAGGAAUUGCUCUUAGCUAACUAGGAGCUGUGAAAGGGUACCAGCUCUGUGGAAGAGCAAGUUCUGAGACUCCUCUUAAGAUAGAAACCACUACUAGAUUGCAAAAGCUGUAGGCCAGCAGUUACCAUUCAAAUGAGUGAGGUAGACAGGGAGGAGGCACCACCAUGCAGACAGGAAAGGAAGGUUUUGGAGAAAACUUGACACUUCACCCCAACUCUGGAAGCAGGAUUUUCUUGCUCAGGACUGAGUAUGCCCUUUCAGACGUGUUUGAUGGGCUUCACACUGAAACAUACCUCUGUGUUGUCAAAUAACAGGGGAAGGGAAAUGUAGUCACAGGUGUCGUGGAGUGACAACUGUGGUUCAUGAGCACCAAGUUUUCUACCCUGUCUUAAAGCCUACCUGGAGACCUGGGUGUGCAAGCUUGAGACAUGGUUAGCUUGCAGGGCCUGAAGCAUGCAGCUAUGGGGAGCUGAACCUUCCCCUUGCUUUGAAGAAAGAAGCAAGAGCCAUAUAAUCCUUGUCAGACUGAGUUGCUCUGCCGUAACCUCUCCUUGCAAGGAUGUGCUCGGAUUGCUACUUACACUAAAUUGUGGGGGACCUGCUCUAAGCUCUGUGGCCCAGUGUGGAUUGAGGGCAAGUGCUUUGAAGGCUGGAGGGUGUGGGGAACCCAAGUGCUUUGUGUAGUGACUUCUGUGUAUACAGAAUGCUUCGUGAACGUGUGUGUGACUGCACCUUGGGUUGGAUCUAGAUUGUCACAGUGGUAUUGCCUGUGCCAGCAGGCCUGACAGGGGAGCCAGCCUAUGCCUUUUUGUUUGCAGCAUCUGAUGGAGCAGCCACCUUGACCUGCUUCCUUCCAAGGCUUGGUGUAGCCAUUUUUAACACUCAGAACAACCUCUAACAAUGUUUGGGGCUCGCAGCAAGGCACAGAUGUGGAGAUAUGUGCUCUGUGACUUCAACAUAUAACUGGAAAGAAUGUUACAGAGAUAACCUUUCGCUCUCUGGAGGCCAGCAUAACAUGACUGCAGUGUGAGCUGUGUACCUUUGUCCAGCCAGCACUUCCUUUACUUGACAUGGAUAUUGCACUUUUGUAAAGCAUCCUGGAACUCUGCUGCCCCGCUGCAUGCUGUGCAGAGCGCUGGAUAGGAAACACAGACAAAUGGGUUUCUUUUGGUUUCUUCUUAUUCCUACCUUUUUUGUUUGUUUGUUUUUCCUUUUCUUUUUUUACUGGAACCUUGAGCAACAGUGUGGCAUUUUCUGCAGGCUGGUCUGAACAGAUCUGCUGAAGAACAGAUGGCCUUUGCCUAUUCUUAUGGCUGCGACAUAAUCAGUCUCAUCCAUAUGGUCACAUUUUGUCUGAGGAGUGGACUUUCCAAAGCCAAGAUCUCCCAGGCUCUGUGCCUCCCUCUUGGGUGAACAGCAGGUGCUAUCUGGCGAAGACUCAUCUGUUCUGGAUGGCAUUCGUGGUCGAGGGAGCCCAAACUCCUCACGCUGUAGGAGAGAAGGCUGUAGAGACUUCUCUCUCGUCCAUCGUGUGUCUCUGUUUUUAACGUGACAAAAUGCCAAGGCCAUAUCACUUGGUGUGUCCCAGCUGACCUUAUUGGAACAUUACUCAUGUUACUGGUUGCUAGCAAAAGGGUCCAGAAUUCAGGGGAGAUGAGAUUGGCCUCCGGACACCUCGCUGACUGCAAAUUCAAGGCAGCUUGUCCAGCUGAAGGUGACUGCAUCAGUGAAGACACUUCAUGUUACUUUUUCAGAAGCACAAAUGUGGGCAUUGGCUUGUCUGGUUGGCUUGGUUUAUUUCCACUGCAUCAUCAUGGGUGAAUGACACUUUCUUUUGGAACUGAGAACUCUUCCAAGCACACAAACAUCUCCACAAUGUGAAAUGUAAAUAGCAUGUUGGACUCUUGUGUCCAGUGUUCAAGACUGCAUUGUAAUUGUAAAGGAAAUCGAAUCAAGACUUGGCUGUGAAUUUCUUGUGCUGUCUUGGGAAUAUAACUGUAGUGUUUGUAUCCUGUAUGUACUAUUAAACUGAGUUCAUUUUAUGUGCUGAUAAAAGGGUUCAAGCUAAGAUUUUUAGCGUGCAUCCAUGUAUCCAGCUGUGAAGGAUGGAGUGCUCCCUUCCCCUCCUGUCCUUUUUAAGUUUUCUCCAUUUGGUAGGUGUUCAUUUUCCGUGUACAGUCAUCUCAGCCAAGAUGCAAGGAGUGUGUUGAGGGGGACACGGUGCAUGGGGCUUUUAAGUGCUCCUAAGUUAGGAUUUCCAUAGCAGUUCCCUGAAAAUACCUGGAAAGUCUGGCCCUGCUGA
This is a messenger RNA of Dryobates pubescens (Downy woodpecker), 5904 nucleotides long. It is a transcript of the gene TTYH3, whose product is annotated as tweety family member 3. Lineage: Eukaryota; Metazoa; Chordata; Aves; Piciformes; Picidae. The transcript has 15 exons. The coding region runs from base 165 to 1748 and encodes 527 amino acids. Gene Ontology annotation, molecular function: volume-sensitive chloride channel activity; intracellularly calcium-gated chloride channel activity. Gene Ontology annotation, cellular component: plasma membrane. The record is from RefSeq and is a predicted model, not a curated record.